GCGAGGGGCCGCGCGGUUUCCCCGGGCCUGGAGCGCGUCCAGGAUGGCUGAUGCAGAGCAACAGUGAUAAAGGCGGCGAAGCAUCUUGAGUCCACGUCGCUGACUCGUGGGGAAGGCUUUUCGCAGGCUGGACACCGUUCAGGGCCCGGCUCCUUCCUGUAUUUCCGGCGCAGCCGCGGCGAAUCUUGAGGCUCAACUUCAUAGAUUAUAAAACGGGGAGAAUGGGCGUUCUUGCCAGGCCGGACCUCCCUUCUCAGGACCGUUGAGUGCUCUACUCGGAAAAUGGAGUCAAGGCUACUUUGUGAACCUCAGAGUGAUGUAAAAAUGGUGUUAUUGUUGGAAAUCGGGUGUAGAAGCGCCAGGAAUGGAAAGCUUAAAUGUAUUGAGGGCUUGAGAGAACACAGGUGAAUCAGGUUCUCUAAUGAUCUUGCUUCACCAUGGCUACAAAUAUGGAGGGGCUGGUUCAGCACAGAGUGGGGACCCAGCAGGUGGCUGAGGUACCACGUACACAGACUUCUCGGCCAGAAUCUCCAGGGAUGACCAGCCCCUCCCCACGCAUCCAGAUAAUCUCCACGGACUCUGCGGUAGCCUCACCUCAGCGCAUCCAGAUUGUGACAGACCAGCAGACAGGACAGAAGAUCCAGAUAGUCACCGCAGUGGACACCUCUGGAUCCCCCAAGCAGCAGUUCAUCUUGACCAGCCCAGAUGGAGCUGGAACUGGGAAGGUGAUCCUGGCUUCCCCAGAGACAUCCAGUGCCAAGCAGCUCAUAUUCACCACCUCGGACAACCUCGUCCCUGGCAGGAUCCAGAUCGUCACAGACUCUGCUUCUGUGGAGCGUUUGCUUGGGAAGGCUGAGGUCCAGCGGCCCCAGGUGGUAGAGUACUGUGUGGUCUGUGGGGACAAAGCCUCUGGCCGUCACUAUGGGGCUGUCAGUUGUGAAGGCUGCAAAGGUUUCUUCAAAAGGAGCGUAAGGAAAAAUUUGACCUACAGCUGCCGGAGCAACCAAGACUGCAUCAUCAAUAAGCACCACCGGAACCGCUGUCAGUUUUGCCGGCUGAAAAAAUGCUUAGAGAUGGGCAUGAAAAUGGAAUCUGUACAGAGUGAACGGAAGCCCUUUGAUGUACAGCGGGAGAAACCAAGCAAUUGUGCUGCUUCAACUGAGAAAAUCUAUAUCCGGAAAGACCUGAGAAGUCCUCUGAUUGCCACUCCCACAUUUGUAGCAGAUAAAGAUGGAGCGAGACAAACAGGUCUUCUUGAUCCAGGGAUGCUUGUGAACAUCCAGCAACCUUUGAUACGUGAGGAUGGUACUGUUCUCCUGGCCACAGAUUCCAAGGCUGAAACAAGCCAGGGAGCUCUGGGCACACUAGCAAAUGUAGUAACCUCCCUUGCCAACCUAAGUGAAUCCCUUAACAAUGGUGACACUUCGGAAGUGCAACCAGAGGACCAGUCUGCAAGUGAGAUUACUCGGGCAUUUGAUACCUUAGCUAAAGCACUUAAUACCACAGACAGCUCCUCGCCUCCAAGCCUGGCAGAUGGGAUAGACACCAGUGGAGGAGGGAGUAUCCAUGUCAUCAGCAGAGACCAAUCCACACCCAUCAUUGAGGUUGAAGGCCCUCUCCUUUCAGACACUCACGUCACAUUUAAGCUAACAAUGCCCAGCCCAAUGCCAGAGUACCUCAAUGUGCACUACAUCUGUGAGUCCGCAUCCCGCCUGCUUUUCCUCUCCAUGCACUGGGCCAGGUCAAUCCCAGCUUUUCAGGCACUUGGGCAGGACUGCAACACCAGCCUGGUACGGGCCUGCUGGAAUGAGCUCUUCACCCUCGGUCUGGCCCAGUGUGCCCAGGUCAUGAGUCUGUCCACUAUCCUGGCGGCCAUCGUCAACCACCUGCAGAACAGCAUCCAGGAAGAUAAACUUUCUGGUGACCGGAUAAAGCAAGUCAUGGAGCACAUCUGGAAACUUCAGGAGUUCUGUAACAGUAUGGCAAAGCUGGAUAUAGACGGCUAUGAGUAUGCCUACCUUAAAGCCAUAGUUCUCUUUAGCCCCGAUCAUCCAGGUUUGACUAGCACAAGCCAGAUUGAAAAGUUCCAAGAAAAGGCACAGAUGGAGUUGCAGGACUAUGUCCAGAAAACCUACUCAGAAGACACCUACCGAUUGGCCCGGAUUCUUGUCCGCCUGCCAGCACUCAGGCUGAUGAGCUCCAACAUAACAGAAGAACUUUUUUUUACUGGUCUCAUUGGCAAUGUUUCGAUAGACAGCAUAAUUCCCUACAUCCUCAAGAUGGAGACAGCAGAGUACAAUGGCCAGAUCACCGGAGCCAGUCUAUAGUGCACACCACACACCUGCUGAGGAGCAGAAAUGGCCUCCUGGGACCGCUCAGAGAGAAAGAAAAUGGAAGUAGUAGUAUUUUGGUAUGUGCAAAUAUUUCCAGUAUGUCCAUCAUUUCCUACCUGGUUCCUUCGUAUCUGUUAAAUCCCAGGCCAUAGCAACUAAAAGACUAGUAGGAUCCUUUCCUGCCAUAAGAAAUGUUUUAAUGCCUUUUGAUGAAGCAGAUUUUGGAACAAUCUUUUAACUCAAUUUGUAUUUAGAAAUUCUCAAAGGGCAAAAAACAAAGUUUUAUAAUGUCAGAGACUAGGAUUAAAACUAAAAGAACCUAAGAAAACAGUAUGUGUGUGUAUAUAUUAAAAAUGUCCUUGGAAUUAAUAGCUACUAAUUACCAGGGUAAUAUUAGCACUUUCUAAGCACUUCUUACCGAUACGUAAUGUUAGCAACAUCUUGUCUAUGUGCAGGGCAAAUGGAAAACAGUAUACGUCUUUUGCCGAAAUGCUAAUAAUUUCUGUGAAAAUGCAAUAGGGUAUAGGAGACAAUCAUUUAUGUUUAAGAAAAGGCAUCAUUCCUAAUUAUAUGCAUACUUUGGUGGUAUUGAACUGAAUUCCUGUGAGCAAAUGAAAAUGUGGCUUAUCUGUAUCAUGCAGUAAGUGGGAGUGUGCUAGCACAGUUGGUGGUGACCCAAACCAAAAGCUUCCUCAGUCAAAGAGCUGAUGCUUGUCAGAUUCCCUGGUCUCUGGUCCUGGUCUGACAGGCAUCUUCAGGCUCCUCAAAACCUCAGGCAUCUUCGGGUGCCUGAUUCUCAGAAUUGGAUUGCAACCAGUUAGACAUUAAUUGCCAAUUCCUGCAGCAAUUAACAUCCCCAAAUUACCUCCACUAUGGCAGAUGGAGCUUUCUGACCAAAAAGUGCAAUUCAGCAUUUUGAACCCUUGACAGUAGUACUUCCUGAAUACAAUCUGGGUGGCUGCAGUUUUCAGAUGGAGGGACAUGGCCUUCCUGGAGUGUGAGGGUUCCUCUCUGGGAUUUCUAUUCCAAGUGACUCUAUGGGCCUGUGUUCCUGCAGUUCAGAACUACUAUGGGGGUGGAGUAUGUGUACAGGAUCUUGCUUCCUGGCUAGGGCAGUGGUGGUGAAGCUGAAUGGAAGGGUUCUCUGUUGACCUUAAAUAUCAGGGUUUUCCAAAAUGUCUCCAGAUCCAGUAUCUCUGUUGGCAAGUUUUUGAAUGGCACUGGCCCACCGUGCACUUUGAUUCCCCUAGGUGUGUGCCAGCAAAAACCCUGGAGCAUUUAGGUAACGGAUGCAGAAGCAGGCUGCCUGCUCCUUAAAAAAUAACCCUUAAUUCCCACUUAUCUCCUUUCUCAUAACUUAGAGCAACCAUCGUAUACAAGGACAGAAUAUGGUUAUAAGGAAGUUCUAUCUAGAGAAGUGCACCCAUAAAUUCCCAUGGAUGAGUUGCAGUGAGUAUUUCCUUUGGGAAAAGUGGUGUGCCCAAGACUGAGUCAAGUACUUUGCAUUUUCUUUUUUGUGUAUAUCAGAAUAAGCAACUACAAUGUAAGGUUAAGCUUGCAUCUCUUUAAUCUUUUGAUCAGAUAUCCAAAAAGAUCCCAAGGCACUCCCUGGUCUGGCUCAGGCCCUUAGUCAUAGUAGGCACUUCACAAGAUGUGCAUGGGUGUUGGGCAAGCCAGCCACAGGCUUACAGCAAAAUGGGAUGCUUUAACCUGAAGUGUUAGCAACACUUUAUGAAAGUCAUUAUUGAGGAUUAAGUGGGAACAGUUCAAUUCUUUUAUCACUUCUAGUUCAUAUCUUGCAAGCAAAUUUUGGAGAAUAGUGAAGGGUGCCCAUUAUAAAAUGAUGGAAAGGAUAAUGUCACCAUCUUAAAUGUUUGGUUUUCUAACUUUGAGUGAUUUAAAUUUUAAAAUUAAGACCAAAAAUUGGCCAAGACAAAUGGAGUUAGGGCAGGUUUGUAUCAUUUCUGCUUCUGAAGGAUUUUAGCAGAGGGCAUUUUGAAGCAUGUUCAUGCAUCUUACACAGCUAAUUGUCUAUUUUUCUCUUUUUAAAUAUAAGCAUGUUUGUUGAUCAUAGAGUGGCUCCCUGAAAAUAUAUAUUGUGUUACAUCUUUCAGAUCUGAGUUCUGUGUUGGUGAAAAGGUCCGCACUGGCCAGCUCCCGCAUUCCCAGGGGCGGCCCUGUGGAGUCCUGUAUCUAUCAGGCUUUAGUCUCUGGUUGCCUUAAGAUAUUGGGGCAGCUUAGCCAAGACCUAGGCUGCAGUCCUGACAAACCCACUGCUUAGAUAGGUUGGGAAGAGAAGGUGAUAAUCAGAAGGAGGGCAGUGAACACUUGGAUAGGGAAGUGUCAUACCCCUAGCAAGAUAGCCCCUGAGAAAAGUCAUGUUAGUUAGGAGGCUGCUGGUUCUAACCUGGUCCUUUUCCUUGAGUCCCUUUGCUGCUGGUGGCUGAUUUCAAUGGACCAUUUUGGGGUUUAUGCACUCCUCAGUAGUUUCCCAUAUCCUCUUGGCCUUACUCUGAAGUGGCCUGUUCCUUCAGGAUCGGGUCCCACACAACCUGAAUUGUCACUGCCCCAAGUCAUUUCAAGUUUUUUACAGGUCUAUUCCAUCUCUUGUCAGAUUGGUUAAAAGAAGCGCAAAGUCAAGAUUAUUUAAAGGGAUCCUAAGCUGAUAUUUGGGCUCAACUUUCACAAGGCUUUCAAACUCUAGAUUUAGUGAAGUAGACCAGACCUCUGCCUGCUGAAUCUCAGUGAAAUAAGGUAGGAGUUAAAUUCUUUGCCAUGUAGCUAUUCACACAUACCCUUCUGCUGACUUAGCCAGUCCUCCCUCAAUGGGGGAGGCUACACUGGCUAAGGGAGGUGGGGACAGACAUACACGGUUGCUUUGUGGCUCUUUUCCAGUGGUAUCUCAGAUAAUGUUGGACAGUUAUGUAUAGUUGAAAUUUGUGGAGUUCUUUAUAUAUAUAAUAAUAAAAAAAAGGACAGGAAGAGACUUAGAAAAAGACCAAAUUACUCAUGCAAAUAAUACUUUCCAAGUUAUUCCUGGAGAGUAUUUUUAAGGCAGUAUGUUACCGCCUUUCUAAUUUGAGAUUUUUGUGUUUAUUGGGGAUUACAUUAUUUAUUGUCUAAUCUCUGUGGUUGGGGUUCUUUUUUGGUUUUUAUAUUUAAUUUCAGGUCUAGUCACUUGUAAGAUGUGUUAUAUAAUAUCCCUCGAGGGAUUUUCUAGCUUGUCAGUGUCAGUAUUAAAUGUGGACUCUGUUUUGAGGCAGUUGCCACCAGUCAUGGUGAUAGCAAUGGACAUGUCUACUCUACGCUCCCAAAUGUAUAGCAACACACUAUAGCUUACUUAGCAGUUUUGCUUGUUUGGGGGACAGCCAUGGCAGGGAGCCAAGAAUUAGAAGGUUCUCAGGCUGUAUCUACUGCUUCUAUUCUGGGAAAAUCACAUCCUAAUCCUUUGGGGUAGUUUUCAGCAGAGUAGUCUCACUCCCUGCCCGCACUCUGCCUGACAAGCAGCCCUUUGCUGUGGAUCUAAGUACUGUGACCUGGUUAGAUUAGAGUUAGGAAGUACGUGGCCUCCUUUUCAGUGGAAAUUGCCUUAUGUGCAAUGGAGCUAUAGGUGGGACAUUUGAACCCUUCUCUGAGCCCAGGUCAUGAAAAGUGUCAUCUUCUGACAUUCACCUUUAACUUGGGAGGUCAGUGCCCUUCAGAUCCUGGAAAGUCUGAUCAGGCAGGGCAGGUGACCCAUGCUUUUGUCCCAUAUCCAUUCCCUAGAUUGCAGGCUCUUUGAAAAUGUUUAACUUCGAUGUGAAUUUGUAAUUGAAGACGGAGUGGGUUUGGAUCUCUUGUACACAGGGCUUUGGACCUCCCCAUGUGCCUCCCACCAGUGUGGCACAACUGUGUGUCUAGCCCUGAGCUCCCCUCAGCACAUUGUGCGUGUACAGAUUACCGACUUGUAUGACUAAAUGAAUGUACAUGUGUUUAUAUCUUCUAUAUAUGUACAGUGUAUAUAUAUAGUGUGUAUGUGUACAUAGGUGUAUAUUAUGUAUACAGACAUGUAGCCACAUAUCCAAACUCUCCUUGUUUUAAAGAGAAUCUAUGAUAAGAGUUACUAAAUUGAUGUGGGUACUCCAAGAUCCCUCAGCAGGAUGGAUUUGCCAAGAUUUUAACUCCAUUUUCCUUUGGGUGUGUCUGGCUGAGGAAGGCCAUGAAGUUAAAAUGUUCACUUUGUACCAGGGCAAGUUCCAGACAGAAAGGUCCUAACAAUGACAUUGCUAUGUAUUCUCUAGUGUGAGACAAUGGCUAGGAAGCUGGAAGACAGUUUAUACUAACGUCCAGAAACUAGGUGCGGAUCUUUAACCUAGUUGUCACACACCUCUUUAUGGCCUAACUGGAAGGAACUUGGUAGGUCAAGCUGUGGGCCUUCCCUGGACUCAUUGUCAUGUGAUCAGUUUCAGAAUGGUCUGUGUCAUGGGGCCUGGCUCCCAAUUUUCCCCACUUGCUCUGGACUCAGUCUGCAGAUGGUGGGCACUGCACUGUGGCUAAAAAAAUUCCCAUCUAACGCAAGUUGGGGGAGGGGGGGGGGAGGCAACCAACCAAGUAUUCUUUAAAAAUAAGCAUAAUUGUUGAUGGCUAACUUUAUGGCAUAAGUUACAAAUCUUAAAUUACUUCUCCAACUGUAGCAUGCAAAUGAAAUCCACUGACUUUCUCUAAAUUAUGAUUUUAAAAUCUCAGAUAAAAAUUGCAUUUUAAUAUGGAUAUGCAUGCCCUUAAAGCUACAGAUGCCAAAUGUCCAGCUCUACUCUGGUGAAUUUUCCCCAAGUCGGACUUUAAACUGAAACACAGCACUCGGGAGCCAGGCCCCAGCCCAGCUAUAGUUGCUCAUGGACCUGGUAAGCACAGGGGCCUGACUAACGGGAAGGCUGAAAGCUGGCCUGCUGAAAGAGAUCUCUGGAUAACUGCAAAAACAUAAUCCACAGGUGGUGGUGGUGGUUUUUUUUAAUCUAUUGAAAUGUUUGAAAAACACUUCAUUGAGACCAUAGUACUCAGUGCCUUUUGUGAGACUGGGCCAUUCAGCCUCCAGCUUCCCCAUCUGUGAUGUAAAGCUCCUGUUGCUUCACUGGCUGCCCAGCAGUGAUUGUCACCUUCCCCAUGUCCUUGCCUGUCGUGACAAUCACUAUUGAAGGUAGCUUUCCAAUUCGAAUAAUACAAAUGGAAGCUUGACAGUCUCUAAGUGAAUCUUUAAAAUAAAACUUUUCAUUUGGGGCUAUUAGCAGCAAUCUAAAACUAAACAGUUUAAAGGGAAAGUCUGAGAUAUUUUUAAUGCCCAGCUAUACUUUCGAUUAAGCCAAUAAUUUUGGUGUUUGAAAAUGUAUACUAUAUAUAAUAGAAAAAAAAGUGCUAUAAAAAAUGCUGAAAAAAUGCUCAGCAACAUUUACCAAUUGUCAGGUUGUGGUAAAGCUUAAUAUUUGGAUAACAUUUGGAAAUAGACUUUACAUGAAAAAUAAAUGGCUUUUCUCUAGGAAAGUAUAAUCAGUUGUCAUUUUAACAACAAGAGCAUUCAUGGACUCAAAUGCUGCUGCCACGUACAACUCAAGUGCUGGAAUAUUUUUCUAUAUCCUCCCAAUUAUCUUGUAAACCAGUGUUCAACUAGUUUUAUAACUGAAAAGCUGCACAUUUUUCAUAGUACAAACCAUAGUUUUUACCUGUAGUUUGGAACUGUUAAAAUGUAGCUAAGUAUUACCAGCCCUUUUAAAAGACAUUAAAGGAAAACUUGGGUGUUAGAUUUUCUUGGGACCGUUUCUGUACCCUCUGCCCUUCUCAAUAUAGAAAAUAUUGUCUAUGCCAUUACAUUUUAAUUCCAGGUUUAAAACCUGUUAAAAGCUGUAGCUUGAAAUCAGCUUUAUGUGAUGGCAUUUAAAAUAGCAUGUUCUUUUUUAAUUGAAUUUUAUAUCUAAUCAAUGUCUUCAGUCUUGAAGAAGAAUUUGCAUUGUUGUGUUUGUAUAUAGAGUAUUGCAGUGCAUGAAUUAGCUUUAUGCAUUUUAUUAAAUGCUGUUUCAAUGUGGCAUUGUUGUGGCUUAAUACUACUACCUAAAUGAGGUUUAUACUAUUAAAAGUUAAUUAAAGACUAA
Myotis brandtii (Brandt's bat) is the source of this 8455-nucleotide messenger RNA. It is a transcript of the gene NR2C2, whose product is annotated as nuclear receptor subfamily 2, group C, member 2. Gene Ontology annotation, biological process: positive regulation of transcription by RNA polymerase II; cell differentiation; anatomical structure development. The transcript has 15 exons. Bases 438 to 2327 code for a protein of 629 amino acids. The record is from RefSeq and is a predicted model, not a curated record. Lineage: Eukaryota; Metazoa; Chordata; Mammalia; Chiroptera; Vespertilionidae. Gene Ontology annotation, molecular function: nuclear receptor activity; RNA polymerase II cis-regulatory region sequence-specific DNA binding; zinc ion binding.